Molecule: messenger RNA, 750 nt
Organism: Abrus precatorius (Indian licorice)
Lineage: Eukaryota; Viridiplantae; Streptophyta; Magnoliopsida; Fabales; Fabaceae
Product: cysteine-rich and transmembrane domain-containing protein WIH1-like
Exons: 3
Coding region: 79-423 (114 amino acids)
Source: RefSeq, a predicted model, not a curated record
GCUACGAUUUCAACUCUUUCCAUUUCGACCAUCGACCCACACAACACACACCCUGAGAGACGAGAGAACGCAAGUCCAAUGAGCAAUUUCCACAGAGUAUCACACGAAGCUUACCCUCCUCCUCCUCCUCCUCCAGAGUACGGAUCGCCUUACCCUCCCCCCCAACCGGGUUACCCAUCAGCUGCUCCUCCUCCGCCGCCGCCGAGGCAUGGGGGAUACCCUCCGCCGCCACCGCCGCCGCAUCCACCGCAUCAAUCGUACCAAGGCUAUUUCAACGAUGGGUAUCCACCACCUCCUCCUCCGCCUCAUUCUCAUUAUCAACACGUGCAGCAUCACCAUCACGCUGACCCUGGGUGUUCUUUCCUGCGAAGCUGCUUGGCAGCGCUUUGCUGCUGUUGUGUGCUAGAGGAGUGUUGCUUUUGAUAAUCACAUCACCAAAAGCUGUUUCUUCAUUUUGGUGCACUUGGUUACGGCUAUCUAGAGAAAUGUGGCUUUAACUCUUGAUAAUAAGUGUGAGAGGUGUAAGUAUUGGUCAUUACUGUUGGUUGUUGGUCUUUACCCUCUUACCCAAACCCUGGUUUGUGCAUAGUUUCUGUGAUGUAGUCUAUGUGAAUUUCAUUGUAUGAACACUGUAUUGAAAAUUGUAAACCGUUUCUUAUAUUGUGUAAAAGCCACUACUAUGGUUAAAGUUAUGUUACAUAUCACUUUCAUCUUUACACUUCAAUAUCAUUUUCUUUUAUACUUGGCAUG